UUUCAGAAUUCCAGCCCCUUGUGGGAAGACUUCAUUGCGAAAGCUACAAAACUGCACGCUUGUUUACGGGCUGCAAUACAGGCAUUGGCGGUGUAUUUGGAAGCGUUUCAGAAAAUCGCCGAUGCCGCAACAAAUUCAAAAGGUGCCACAAAGGAAAUUGGUACCGCACUGACACGGGUAUGCUUGCGGCAUAAGGCAGUCGAGACGCGGAUGAAAACCUUCACCGCCGCAAUUAUGGACUGUCUGAUUGUGCCGCUGCAGGAGAAACUGGAAGACUGGAAGAAACAGGUAGCCAUCAUAGAUAAAGAUCAUGCCAAAGAAUACAAACGCUGCCGGACCGAGCUGAAAAAACGCUCCAGCGAUACGCUGCGAUUACAGAAGAAAGCCAAGAAGGGUCAAACCGAUAAUUUGCACAUUCUGGUGGAGUCUUCCAUGCAGGACGUGACCCUGCGGCGCAGUGAGCUCGAGGAGGUCGAGCGGAAAUCGCUCCGCUCCAUCAUGGUCGAAGAGCGGUCACGUUAUUGCACCUUUGUAAAUAUGCUCCAGCCUGUGGUACACGAAGAGUGUGAAGUGAUGUCCGAACUAAGUCACCUGCAAGAAGCGAUGCAAAUAAUAGCAGUAGUCACGAAGGACCCCGCCGUCCUACCUCAAGCUUCCGAGGAGUUGAUUCUUGAGUCGAAAACGAACAUCAAUCUGUACCCGGACUCGCCGGGUGGAUCGAACUCUCAGGGAGCUUGCUCGAAUUCGUUAGGGUCUCGGAAAAGCUCUGUGUGUUCAAUCAGUUCAAUCAACAGCAGCAGUAGUGGCUCCCCAGGUCAUCAAUUCCAAAGAUCCCUAUCACAGUACUCUCCGGCGAUACGUUUGAAACCAGGUGAAUCUAGUGAUAGCGGAUUUUGUUCUUCGCCAGCCUUAACUUCACAGGCAUCUACACUCGCUAGUCAAUCACACGCAGUAUCUACGUGGCCACCGCAUACGCAAGAUGGUACCAGCGCUGCCGAUCGUCCCCACACAAUAUCGUCAGCGUACGAGAAAGGUCAUCAGCGUCCGGCACUAACAGUCUACACCUUCCAGAAUCCCGAAACGAUAUCGGAAAACCAAAAAUCUCCUGCCAACAUAUCGUGCCGGCCACCACUUCCAGUCCGAUGCUCAUCACUCGAGAGGCCUCUUUCGACAACUUCCAUCAAAAAUUCCAAUCCGAACGUUCCACGACAGUGUCCCUCACCGAUUCCUGCCCACAUUACCAAAGAACACCCACAAUUACAACCCACCUACGUCAAUAUGACGGAACUGGCAUCGAUGGCUGCCUCAAAGAAUACUAACAAUAAUAACCAAAACGCAACUAAUCAGCCACAGUCGUCGGCGGCACAAACUCCAGUGCAGCAGCCCCAGCUGAUGGGAUACCAACAGCUACAGCAGCAGCCAAAUUCGCCGGUGCUGUCGUCGGCGUCUUCGCUCAUAUCGCCAGAUUCGAGUGCUACCAACGCAAUCAGCUCACCGGAUGUGUCCGCCUGCAGCACUCAAACACCUCAAAACACUCCUCAGACUGGUUCACCACAGACGCCCAUCUACAGCAGUAGUUCGGUGAUUGUUCCUACAAUCAGUGCAAACAACAUAAGUGCUGAUGAAAACGGUGGUGGUGGUGGUAUGAGCACGGCUAACGGUGACGGAAGUGGGCCCCUUUUGGUCGUCGUCGAUGGAACUGCGAACCCGGAAUCUCUAGUCGCUGGUGGAAACGAAAAUAAAGAUAUCCUUAAAUGUACCGGUUCAGUUUUAGAGAAAACGUCGAUGUUCGAGCAGCAGAUUAACAACAACCAGAAUGCAGCACCCACACGAAGUGAACCCAUCUACGGUCGAAAAGGUGAAGACAUUUACAAAACUACGGGUCUCCUAUCGGAACGCGACGCAGAUCGGAUCGACAAAGAGACCAUAGAGGAGCUAAAUAAUCUAAUCGGUGAACUGGACCUUUUCCAAAAAGAGCACGAACUUCGAUUGGGAGAACAGUACCAUCAGCCGUCCAGCGGUCACACGCUGGAGAAUGGUCUGCUGUAUUCGAGCAAUACCAUCAAUGGCAACUUAUCGUCAACCAACAGCGAUUCCGCGGGCAGUGAUCGCAACGACAAAAUAUCAAUUUCCAGUUCGAUGAACAUCGAAGGGAUAAAUUUGUCACUGAAUAGUACUGCUUUAGGCAGUGAUAGUGACAUGUGUAAGCUCAUCUCAGAUCAGCAAGGAUGCGACGCAGUAGAUUAUUCCAACACAGGCUUCGAAAAUCCGUCCUUCAUGCAUCUGAACGAUUCGGAGAUAGUCGUGAUGCGACAGAAUGAAUUUGGUAGGGUUGACCCCGAAAACUAUUACAGUCAAAAUAUGAGCGAAGUAGUUGUCCUGCGAUGUAAAGAUAUUGUCAAGCCAGAUGCAAAUCGAAUGGAAGAGACCGCGAGUGUCGACAGCCAACAGCGAUUGAGCUCAUUCAAGUUGAACUCCAGAUCGGCGUCACCAGCACUUUCCUCGUUUGCAGUGUCACGAUCUCCAACGCCGUCAUUCUCGGUGCCGCAUUCAAAUGCAACAACUCCCACGAUGGCGUCACCGCAGCAUAACAUUGCUAUCAGCAUCUACAACAAUAAUAACCACAACAGCAACCAUGUGAUAAGCCUACAGCAACAGCAGCACUUCACCAACGGACCUAACCGCGUUGCCAGACGAGCUUCCGUAAAUACGGUGAAACCACCGCCACCAGUGCGACGAAGUUCCAGCGUGACACCCAGCCCCAAUCUUGGAGCGGCUACCCCAAAUUUGGCUCAGCAAAGUAUUGCAUACACAUCAUCGGAAAGUCUUCCACCCCCUCCUGCCUAUCUUCUAGAUAGCACAACUGGAAACUCACUCAUUCCAGGUAAUGUAGCGGGUACGGUAAAAGCACUGAAUGAAAUCCGGCACAAGCCGGCUAGUCCUGGUGUUCUGAGGCGCGCUCAACAAAACCUUCCGAGCCAACCACCUCCCGCUUCGUACUGCGCUAAUACACACAACAGCACGCCAAAACACGACCACCUUCCAUGCACAUCUUCUUCUAUGCCUUAUACUACAACACAAUCACCGCCAAAUUAUUUACCUCCCAUGAGUGAUAAUCCCAAUACGUCAUCCUCGCGAAACACCAAAUCAUCGCCACAUCAGCAAGGCAUCUACGCACAACCAAAACAACUUACCAGUAUGUCGAGCUUCCGUACAGCAAGUCCAGGUCCGCAAAAACAAAGCACAGGAUUUCUGGCACAAUUGAACGCUAGAAUAGCUCCUAACAAGCCUCAAGCACCAGCGUCUCCGCAACAUUACCAGCAACAGCAGUCCUUCACUUACACGACCGCUCCUUCGAACGAAUCCGCCUACCACAGAAGCAGUCCAGCCGAUCAGCGAACAGCCUACAGUAGUAGUCAUCAUCAGCAGCAACAACAGCAGCAUCCAACAUCACAUGGGAUCUACUCAUCAGCAUCCCAGCAGCCACCUUCCCAUCAGCAGCAACAGUCACAUUAUUACCAGCAACAACAGUCGCAUUCGCCUCCAGUCAGCCAAAGAGACGGUAAAAAUCAAGUUUAUUCCUCCUCCGCACAUUCUCAGAUCCCGCAGGCACAUCACUAUCAACAUCAGCAACAACAACAGCAGCAGCAGCAAACAACGGCCUCGCAAUACUACUAUCAAUCCCAGCCGCAGCAAAGCUAUGCCACCCAGAACAUUUACGUGUCUACUAAUCCCUUCGCGACCGCCAGUCCCGUGCACCAUGGUGGUGGCGUAUCCAGCUAUUCACCUUCGUCCUUUGGGAAGGCUCCUGCUAGGGAUAGUAGUAGCAGCAUCAGCACCCACAGUGCAAACGGAAGUGGUGGUGUUGGCAUUAACAAUACACACGAUCAUUCCGGUCAUGGUGCUUCCUACAACCGUUCAAAUCGUAGCAAUAGUGCCAGUAAUGCAAAUUCCAAUAAUGUCCUCGCCAAAACGAGUGCCGGUUUUUUGGAGAACCUCAACGCCAGGCUAGCGGAGCAAAGGCUGUCCGGAAAGGCAUUUGCAGUGCGGAAUCUCAUCAAUAGUAAAGCACUGCCCGACCCUCGGAUAUGUCACGAAUCUCUGAUGGAUCAAAUCAAGCGUGGCGCGACGCUGAAACGCAACCGAACGAUAAACGACCGAAGUGCGCCGAAAAUCCACUAAAAAUCGACGACUAACAUCCGCAAACGAAUCACAUCACAUAAGCCAAACAUUUUCACAAAUAGGUAUAAGCAGCAUUCUGGGCGUUGGUAAGUCCAUAUCAAAGGCCAAGAGGUACACACGUUUUGCAGAUUGCAGUAUUAUUGCAAUCUGUUCGAGUUAACAGCUUAACCAUUAUCCUGAUAAAAACAAAUAUAAUAACACUUGUAAUUUCGUCCAGUGUAGCAAGAGAAAAGAUUGGAGUAAGCCUGAGAUUUAUUUUUUGUUUCAGAAAAGUUACAUGAUUUGUUGAUUUAUUAUUUAUCGCUAGUCGAAGAAGAGAAGGAACAUCACUAAUGAAGUAUGUAUGAGUGGACAGGGUGGGAAAUCUUUAAAGAACUGAUUGUAAUCAAAAUAUGUUUUAUUUAAAUUCAACAAACUAGUAAUGUGAAUAAAUGGAAGUUGAUUAUACAUAUUUCAAAUGUUAUCUAAUAACUAACGUGUAUUUAGAAUCGGUUCAGAAUUUGCUGUAUUAGUUAGAAUGCUGAAUAUCACAACAAGCAAUGUUUCACUUAGAUAUUGCUGCGACUGUAUCUAAAUAAACUUCAAUUGAAGGAAGCUUUCAUUCAAGUAACGUGCAAAGUAACGUGCACAGAAUGCACGCUUUCGUUUUUAUUCUCUCAUCGUGUCUUCGAGUGAGCACAACUUUUACAGUAACCUUAUACAUAUACUCAUGAAAUUUAUACCAAAGGAACGACUUUUCAUUUACAUCUCAAAACUUUUAACAAAUAUCAAGUUUUAAUCUGCAUAUACAGAACUGAAUACUGCGUAGGACAAAGCGAAAAGUAUACAAUAGAAACAAAAUAUCAUUUUCUCGCGAAAAAUAACAAAAAAAUCUUGAAGCACUGACAUUGAAGUCUCCUUUAGGAGCAAUUCGAAAUUCCUUGACUAAGAAAGCAACAGUUAAUAUCAAUUAUCGAGCAACAACCAGAGCUACUGAAUAAAAAAGAACUUGUGCAUUAUUGGGAUGUGACCAGAUCCAUGCAUGCAUCCAUGAUCCACAGUUUGAAAUGUUCUUGGACGUCUUGGGAGAUGUAUCGGUAUGUAUGACGAACAUUCAAGGACUAUACUUGCAGUUCCAUUUACAGUUUUAAAGUCGCCUCUGAAAAUCAUGAAAAUUUUCAAAGAAGUAUCUCAGUCAAUUUAAUUUCAAACUUUUACUGCUUGUAAAUACAAAAAGUUACGAUCAUAACGGUAUACUGACUGGAAUGAUGGAGACUAUCCAAUUUCGCAUAUCUUUGGACUGAACUAUGUAAACUUCGAAUUUUGGAGAUUGUUCUUUUUACUAAUUCUUUCAAUCCUAGAGGAUAUACUGUGAAAAUUGACACUUUCAUCUUCUAUCAUGCAAACUUAGACCAGUCUGUUCUGGAUAAUGGUUUCCGGCAGAGGACCGACACCAAGUUGUUCAACAAAAUACUGUUUCUACCUUUCGACCACAAUUAUCCAUUGACAUCUAUGCACUCUCUAUUCAACUGUUGGCGACCUUCCCGAGAUGUGUUGAGGCCUCACCUCGUGUUUCUUAAGAGCUAAACUCAUUUCAAUAAUUAAUAAAAAUGUUAUCACAGGCUAAAUAUCUAAAUUAAAUAAAAAGUGAAAAAAAUACUUUAAUAUUUUGUUUUUUCAAUAAAUUUUCUAGUAUGAACUAAAAUUGUCUGAGAUAUAAAUAUGAAAGCUUCAUUGUUUUUCGAAGUUUUUCACGAAAACCAUCUUACAGAUGCACUGCUCUGCAUAUUAUUAAGCAUCCCAUAACUGCAGGUAUGUCAAGAGGUAUGUAUAGUUCGCGGAAAGCUAACAAACAUUGGACAUCGACUAGCAAGCAAACCAGGAGAAAAAGGCAAAUUAGGUACCAGAUAGUGUCGUCCAUCGCAGAAUUUUAGUGGAUAACAAACACAUUAGGGUGGAUCAUUUGAAGCUCAAUCCCAGAAGAAUAACAAUUCCUGACUUUUAGUAUUGAGGCAUAGAAGAAGGAAUAGAAAGGCUGAUUUUAGCAACACCCUAGGAUUCAAAUAAAACGGUAUCGCAAUUAAAAUGCAUCUUCAUUUCCA
This is a messenger RNA of Aedes albopictus (Asian tiger mosquito), 6263 nucleotides long. RefSeq lists its product as uncharacterized. Gene Ontology annotation, cellular component: cytoplasmic side of plasma membrane; actin cytoskeleton. Gene Ontology annotation, biological process: plasma membrane organization; cell projection assembly. NCBI's taxonomy places the organism in Eukaryota, Metazoa, Arthropoda, Insecta, Diptera, Culicidae. Gene Ontology annotation, molecular function: phospholipid binding; actin binding. The transcript has 18 exons. The annotation marks the transcript as partial. The record is from RefSeq and is a predicted model, not a curated record.